GAAAUAACACAAAGCAAACGCCAAAAUGAUCUGCAGAUUUCAUUUAUUGCCUUCCGAAUACUUGAUUUCAAGGUCAAGCAAUACUUCUGCUAAGCUGUUGGAACUAUAUAAAAUUAAAGCUGCUAAUAAAAUGCACAAAGAAGUAUAUCUGCUUAUAUAAUCAAGGAUGGUUUCUAUCAUGAAGAUAUGGGAUACAUUCUGGGACAGAAAAUAACGUGAACUGUCUGCAAAAGAACGCACUUAACACUUAACCAAGGGAACAAGGAACUGAAAAAAUGGAGCUUUCACACUGGAUACUGUGAGAAAAUGAAUUUUACAAACUGCACAGCUGAACCCAGUGCUACAACUCAAACAAAGACAAUGGCUGAGAAAACGGUGAUUACUCUGAGCCUAGCUGUCCUUACAUUUGUGACCACAGUUCUGAAUGUUGCUGUCAUAGCUGCCAUCUGUGUUACAAAAAAACUGCACCAACCUGCAAAUUACCUAAUAUGUUCUCUAGCAGUUACUGACUUUUUGGUUGCCGUUUUGGUUAUGCCUCUAAGCAUUGCAUACAUUGUCAUGAACACAUGGGCUCUUGGUUACGUCAUCUGUGAAAUAUGGCUGACAGUGGAUAUGACCUGCUGCACAUGCUCUAUUCUGCACCUCUGUGUAAUUGCAUUGGACAGAUACUGGGCAAUCACUGAUGCAGUUGAAUAUGCUAGGAAAAGAACAGCAAAAAGGGCUGGGCUUAUGAUCAUUACUGUAUGGACCAUAUCCACUUUUAUUUCAAUGCCACCAUUAUUUUGGAGAAAUCACUAUGGCACAGGGGUGGUUACUCAGUGCAUAAUUCAGCAUGACCAUGCUAUCUAUACAAUAUACUCAACAUUUGGAGCCUUCUACAUUCCUUUGAUAUUGAUACUAAUAUUGUAUUAUCGUAUCUAUCAUGCUGCAAAGACUCUAUAUCAGAAACGUGGAUCGAGUAGACAUCUCAGCAACAGGAGUUGUGAUAGUCAGAAUUCCUUCGCAAACUGCAAGCUUACACAAACAUUUUGUGUUUCUGACUUUUCAACCUCAGAUCCAACAACUGAACUUGACAAAAUUAAUGCCACAAUUAGAAUUCCCCCUUUUGAUAAUGAAAUGGAGCAGAACUCUGACAGGCAACAGAUUUCUAGUUCUAGGGAAAGAAAAGCAGCACGAAUACUUGGUCUAAUUUUAAGCGCAUUUACUAUUUGCUGGUUGCCAUUUUUUAUUAAGGAACUGUUUGUAGGCCUUAGGGUUUGCACUGUGCGCCCAGAAAUAGCAGACUUUCUAACAUGGCUGGGCUACAUAAACUCUCUAAUUAAUCCUUUACUUUACACUAGUUUUAAUGAUGAUUUCAAACUAGCCUUUAAAAAACUCUCCAAAUGCAGAGAACAGUCUUAAUCUCUGAUAAACUUAAGUGGUGCACAAUUCUUACUUGCCUUAAGAAAAGAAUAAACAUGUUGGGUAAUUUCAUAUGGUUUUCAAUUGUUUACAUUUUAUUCUAUACUGCACUCUGUGUGGCUCUCUUACUCUAGCACUUGGGCUUCAUUUAAGAACAAUUGCUGCACUAUAGUGACACCUAGUGGUUCCUAUAAUGACAUAGAAAAGGUCUACUGUAAUUUCAGGAAAAUGACAAUUUCAGAAGGAUGUCUCAUCUUAUUUGCAAGUAUGGUUCAGAUGAUUUAUUUGGCUAUGGUUAAAGCUACUGCGGGGAAAAAAAGAAGGAAUUGCUGUUGCAACAAAACAGUGAUGCAAAUAAAUACAAUUGCACUCCACCUAAGUUUAUAGUAA
Molecule: messenger RNA, 1791 nt
Organism: Protopterus annectens (West African lungfish)
Lineage: Eukaryota; Metazoa; Chordata; Ceratodontiformes; Protopteridae
Gene: HTR1E
Product: 5-hydroxytryptamine receptor 1E
Exons: 2
Coding region: 307-1401 (364 amino acids)
Biological process (GO): adenylate cyclase-activating adrenergic receptor signaling pathway
Cellular component (GO): plasma membrane
Molecular function (GO): G protein-coupled serotonin receptor activity
Source: RefSeq, a predicted model, not a curated record